CAAGAACUUACAGGUCUCUCCAACGCAAAAAGUCUCUCGACGAUAUUGCGAAUUGCACUAGCGCUUGACAACAAGUCUAUUGAAAGUUUAGGUGUAGCCCACCACAUAAAUUGUUUUUCCAAUUCAAAUAUAUUUAACGGCACAACUCAACAAACGAUCACCAUCACGCAAAAAAAAAAAUGGCCCCCACAAGUAAAUCUUCCAAAAGCGGUCAAUCCGCCCUCCCUUUCAAUCUCCUCCAACGGAAGGACUCCAUUUCCGACCUUCCGCAAGACCAGCUGAACGACCAGAACGCGAUCGCUUUUCUCAAAGACCGCCUGGACGAUGAGCUUGGGUGGGCGUUCCUCGGGAAUCUCCGGGACAACCAUUUACUGGUCCUGGAUGAGCAGAACUGCGAGGAGGGGAUCAAAAUUCUCCUCGGGCAGGAUGUCGACCAUGUGGAGUUGCAGCAGCAAAAUUUGAAGCAACUCGGAAUUAAUAAGCCGGGCGGGAACCAGGCUUUCUUGGCCAGAGCUACUCUCGGCGGGGAAUUAGGCGCUCGGUCUCUCCGGAAGUUGACGGACAGUGAUAACUGCUUUGUCUGUCUCGGAGAUAGCAAACGCGUCAUCGGCCACAGUUUGAUCACAAAUUUGCUGAAGAAGUCGGAUGAAUUUCAGCUCCAAACGGUUGUUUACGACAAAAUCCUGAAAGAAAAUUCCUUUUUGAAAAACCACCUCCGUCCGAGAAUCCCGCUCGCCGAUAAAUUUCGCGUCGGGUGCUACAUUCUGCGCGAGUUCGCGCAACUGCCGAAUUCCCGCAUGGCGUUCCCCCACAUGACGGAGCUGGUUUUUGACCACAACGACCACUGCCUCGGCUUGUUGAUCGAACCGUCCCUCGGCCCGUGCCACACAAAGCAGUGCACGGAAUACCGGAUCUUCGACGCGUUGUGUUUCCCGAACGACGGAAGAUAUGCGCCGACGCGAGCGAGUAUCAAAUGUAAAAAUGUCUGGGUCUGGAAGGUUGCCAGGUUUGUCAUGCAUAUUUUGCAUGACUCAGGAUGUCUGUAAUGCAUGAUCUAGCAUUACAUAUUUCUAGAGGCGCUCCUGAUGCCUAUCCCGCAUGACAAAUGCCCUCCCCGCGUAGCACAAACUGGGCGCCUCUUGCUGGUCAUGCAAUACAGAUUUUUUUAGAGUCCAAAGUUAGCAUCACAAGUUGCAUUCUUCCAGACCCAGACAUCUUUACAUUUGAUAGCGAGCAUUCGGGACAGCUACGUGGAUCAGGGGGGGAUGACGGGGCAAGACGACAGUUCCAAAUUCGGCAAAACGGAGGACAUUAUCGAGGACGUCGUCGGUUUACCCGGGUUCCAGAUGGUGAAACCCGGAAAUACGAAAAAAGCAAGCAAAGACGGCGAGGACCAGUCCAAACAGCAGCAAAAAUUCACUUAUGAAAACGAAACGAAGCAACCCUUCAUCGACGCGAACAUCACUUUCGCAAACCCAUCGCUCCGCAAGGCGUUUGAAAUGCUGGACGUGUCGGACAAAAACGUUGCGCAAAUUGCGUCGAUUCUCGCCGCAAUCGCGAUUUUGUCCAAAAUCGAAUUCACCAACCGCCAAGAAUCCGCGGUCAAUGCGCCGAUCACGCCAGAGUCCGGGAAAGAACCGCACGACAAUGAAGUUCCAACUUUGACGAAGUCGAGCCAACAGCGGGCCAAGGACGCGGCGAAAUAUCUGGGGGUGGAAUCCGACGAUUUGAUCGCGUUUCUGACCAUGACGAAGGUGAAAGUCCCGGAGGGGGUUUUGCAGCGGAAUUCGAUGUACAAAGGGGCGAAUCCAGCAGCUGCAAAUGCGGACGGUACAAGUAAAAAUGUGAACAAUCCGAACCAGACCGGUCGCUUCCUGGACGAAAACCGGUUUGCCACCGACAUCGACCCGGCUAGUCUGGAUUUAGCCGGGAAAACUUCACUGUCCUUUCUGAAACUGGAACUCCGGCGGUUUGUCCGGGUGUUGUACAACCGUUUGUAUUACCGGGUGAUCCUCCGCUCGAUCAACCGGGGUCUUUCCGACAAAAUCGCGCCGAUGUUCUUGGAGUUAGUCGAGCAGUUCGGGCAACAGAAUUUGACGAGUGCUAAUUCCAGCAAUUUUCCGAUCGACUCCCCGGCGAUUAUCCCGUGUCAAGCCCGACCGGGUUGUUUGAUGCACGCCAGGGCUUUGGUCCGGAAGCAGAUUGAGGAAGGGCAAAUUUCGGACAACAGCAACUCUUUGCCCUUUUUAACCCAAAACUGCAAGUCGGUUGUGUCUGUCAUCGAUGGUCUCUCCGACGUUGUCGAACCUUUCGAAUUGAAUGAUUCCUGGACGCAAUUUUUCAAGAACUACGCGUUCGAGAAGUUCCAGGGUUUGUUCGAGGAAAACCUCGUGAUGCAGCAAGCCUUGUACCGGAAAGAGGGGGUGAAACUCCACUUCUCCGGCGUGUCCGCCGAUAAUUCAUCCUCUGCGGUGACAAUGUCGAAGGAUAAGACUGGUCAACACCAACACGCCGGACACAUUCUCGCGGAUCUGGGCCCGAGUAAGGAGGAGCGGAUUGGGUUGCUGGAUAACAUGAACCUGAUCAUCAACAUUCUCGACAACUUUCUCCACGAAAACUCCGAGAAGGGAAAGGAGCACCGGCAGACGGCGAGAACCGGGGGGAAUUUGGAUUCGAAAUUUCACGAGGAGCUGAUUUUAGAAACUAGCGGGUUGAACAGCAGCAAUACGACCGAGGCGGGAGCCGCUGGCGGUGCUACUUCCAGUGCACAACCUACUACAACGUCGAAUAAAACCUUCCAGACUGUUGCCGCGAAGAAAAGAUUGGAUAUUUCUUCGAAAUCCAAAUCUGGCGGGCGUGUGGUUUCCUUCCAACUCAUCCACUACACGGAAUCCCUAUCAAGUGUAAAAAUGUCUGGGUCUCUGGAAGAGGGCAAGACUUGUCUUGCAGGUUUUCCAUGACCCAUGAGGCCUGGCAUGCCGAUCCUGCAUGAGAAACUGCCUCUAAGAACCUGUGGCAAAAGUGGGAAACUUUUGGCGACCACGCAACACAGAUUUUUGUAUGAUUUAGAUUUACCAUGACAAGUUGCAGCAUGCCAGACCCAGACAUAUUUGCAAUGGAUAAUCGCGCGUCGAGUACGACUUCACCAACUGGGUGUCGCGGAACGAACGGUCUAUUUCGUUAAACGGGGAGAAUUUGCUGAAGGGGUCGAGCUUACCGAUGGUCCGGGUUGUGUUAGCUGGCGAGGAUGCGGAAUCUGUGUUGAAGAUCGGUGCGAAUAACGCGAAUAAUUUGCGUGGUAAAUUGUCGGAGGAGGAACAACAGCAAAACUACCCGACCUUGCACACCCGUUCGUUCGCAUCGUGUUAUCGGAAGAAAAUCCAGGACAUGCUGAACACGAUUGAUACCUCUGUGGCCGGGAAAACGAAGUUCGUCCGGUGCUUGCGGAUCAACAGCUUGGCGGGGAGUAAAGCGCUGCCGGAUCAGGCGACUUGGUCGAAGAUUGUGGACAACAAAUACUUGGCGCAACAACUCCUCGCGACGAAGUCGACCCAUUUGUACCAAUUACUGUCGCAUGGGUUCGAAUGGGUGUUACCGCAUGAACCCUUAUGCAAUGCUUUCAUGCAGGAGCUGAUGCAGUUGAAAAAGAAGCAAAACUCUUCUUCCGGGCAGGCGAGAUCCGGGUCGAAGAGCUCGAAUCGGUCGUCUCUGUUGGAGAUGAACGCUCUGGAGUACAAGCAGCGGUUUCUGCUCUUAAACACGGAAAACAACUCACCCCACCACGGACACGUGCUGCAUCAAAUCGGAGCUUCGAACCGAGCGUCAGGCGGUUUGAAUCUUGGUCAAGGAUCUCGUGGUUCUACUGGCAUCAACGAUAUACCGUCGGGUCAGCAGGCGUUCAGUUCGAACGUGUUGGAGUUUUUGGAAUUGCUGUUGAACCUGGUGUUGAAACGGAUUUUAAAAGACCACCGGAAGGAGUUUCUGAACAGUUUCGCGUCAGAAUUCCCCGACGAAUCCUCCUCCUCCGAAGAAUCCGACGAGUCCACGGCGAUUGACGAUCCGACGGUGGCGAAUCACCUCAUGGUGAACGCGCCGAGCCGGAUCAAACCGAUGAAGGACGUGAUGGUCGGGAAAUCGUUGUUGUUUUUACAUGCUCGGCACAAACGGGUUUAUUUGUUCUUACGUGAAUUACUGGAAUUGGUUUUCAACGGGGAUUUGCAAACCGCGAGGGUAAGACUCGGGUUGACGAAGGAGCAGAUGGGGCAAGAUUUGAGUGUGGUUCCGUCAGGGAUUUUGGUGAAGAAAAAAUCCAAAUUAUCCUCAGUAAAAACGUACCCACACCAGAGUUGUAAUGCAAAUCUGCAUGCUGAAAAUGUUUCUCAUGCGGAGCCCCAUGAGAAGCAUUUUCCAAUCGUGUUUUGCAACUUGUCAUGCUCCAAUCAGCAUGGUAUGCUAGAUCUGUGAUGCUGCCGAGCUAGCUCAAGCAGCACUACACUACGAAUCCAAAUUUGUCAUGCAAAACAGCCAAAGCUUGUGGAUUUGUCUAGCUGAUUCCCCAACUUGACUCUGGUGUGGGUACGUUUUUACUCAGGAUACAAAUCGACCUCGGUCUUGUUCAAGGACAUGCCGAGUACAUCGGGAGAUUCUGGUGAGAAGAAGCGUGAAUCUUCUUCGAAAAAGGACCGCAAAUCCCUGUCGGAAAAGGAAAAGAAACGGCAGCAGCAAAUCGCGGACAGCUUGGAAGGGAAACAGGAACGGCAAUCAGAAAUGGAAAAGAAGAAAACCCCAGUCCUCGACGAGCCCCUUUCUGGUGUUUACAAGCGCCCGAAGAAAGAGGACUUGCUGGAGAAAAUCCGCACUUCCCUCGACAACGGAGAAACACUCCUACCCGGUUCCGUAUCAACUGCAACUAUGUCUGGGUCCGGAAACUUGUGAUGCAUGUCAGUCAAAAAUAAGCACACUGUAAUGCACCGCCAAACAUGACAGAUUUCUCCGCAGCUCUGUGUUGCGUAUUCGGCAUGAGAAGCAGCCACUUUGCAUGACACAAAAGAGGAGCUCUUCGUAGCGACGCAAUACAGAGCUUAGUGUCAACAUGCCAGACUAGCAUGACAAAUGUCGCAUUCUUCCAGACCCAGACAUAUUUGCAUUUCAUAUUCCGCGCACACUGACAACAUGCCACGGGUCGAUGUGGAGAAAGAUUUCCAGCCUAAAUUCAAACGGCCGCCGCUACAAUUGCUGAAAUCCGCGGUGAAGCAGGUGGUCGCGGCUAAAUCGAGCAAAUUGUCCAAGAAGAAGGAAAAGGGUAUUGUCGUUGACCUAUCCGACGGCAUCCCUUUAAACGCCGUGCAGAUCAAGGAAAACGUGCGGAAAUCCAUGGCGAGAGGCGAUGUUUUGGAUAAAAACGUGAGCCCGCAGCCGGAAGUUGCUGGGAAUAACGUAGUGCCGAAGUUCUUGAAGGCGACGACCGAGGAUAAAGAGGGGGUUGCGGCGCAAGUUCGCAAGUCGAGUUCUGGGGAGCGGAAGUUGAUGGACAGAGCGGGCAUGGGUGCGAAUGUGAACACGAGUAACAUGGUACAACUAUCCGCCAGCACUGUAUGAAAUGCAAAUAUGUCUGGGUCUGCAAGAGUGCAAGUUUGUCAUGCUUGUCUGGCAUGACUCUCAAAUCUGUGAUGCGUGAGCAGGAAAAGGGCCUCUUGCCUGUCAUGCAAAAACGCAGCUUGUCAUGCGAAAAACGAAACACACAGCAGCACGAAAAACUUGUCAUGCUGGGCUGCAUAUUACAGUGCGCCCACCAUUCGCAAAUUAGCAUUACAAGUUCUUAUUUCCAGACCCAGACAUUAUAUUUGCAAUGCAUACACUGCACCUCCUGCGAAGAAGAGAUCCAGCACGACAUCCCCGCCGCCGCAGAGACGGGUCAGUAAGUCGGACGGGAUCGUUCGCAGGAUGAGCCAGGGUAGUACGACUGGGAAGCAAGAGAAAGAGCAAAUUCCUGCGCAGCCAGCCGCGGAGACGCAGCGAUUCUCUGCAGGUCGGAGGUUUGGGUUCACCGCGGGGUCUAUCAAAUGUAAAAAUGUCUGGGUCUGGAAGGAUGCAAAUUGUGAUGCGGCCUUUGGAUUCUACAAAAAUCUGUAUUGCGUGAGCAGCAAGAGGAGUUCAGUUUUUGCCACGCAGAGGGGGCAUUUCUCAUGCGGUAUAGGCAUCAGGAAGCGCUCACAAAAUCUGUGAUGCUGGGGCAUGCAUCACAGGCAUCAUGGAUCAUGCAAAAUGAGCAUGAGAAAUCUCACAACCUUCCAGACCCAGACAUUUUUACAGUUGAUAGGGUCAAGGGGCGAGUCCGCGCAAGCAGCAAACGCGGUGGCGGCAAACGCUACGCAAGAAAGAGCUUCCACCUCUAGUACCAGGAAGAGUAAGAAAACCGACGCCGAUGUCAUCACGCAGAGCUCUUCUUUAGAUCACGCUUUGACGUUGAAGGAGCGGAUGGCGAUGUUCAACAAAGCUGCCCACGUGGAGAACCAGAUUGUCAAAGCGCCCCGGUCGCCCAGCCCGACUUUGACGCGAAAAGCGCCGUCGGUGCCCGCGACUAGUAGUGCGGCGGUGGUGUCCAAUGUGGCGGGAAUAAAUCCGCCAGAAGGGAGGAAGUCUCUGUCGCGGAAAUCUGUGAAGAAGCAGGAACAACCUGUUGUUCCAGAACCGAUAUGGAUUGCAAAAAUGUCUGGGUCUGGAAGAAUGCAAGAUUUGUCAUGCAUAUUUCUCAUGACCCACGAUGCCUGUAAUGCAUGCCCCAGCGUCACAGGUUUUUUGAGGGAUUCUUGAUGCCCAUUCCGCAUGACAAAUGCCCUCUCCGCGUAGCAAAAAUUAGACUCUGUUUGCUGCUCAUGCAACACAAAUUUUUUAGGCAUCGAAACACAGCAUCACAAGUUGCAUUCUUCCAGACCCAGACAUUUUUACAGUUGAUAUCCAGAACCGAAUGACAACGACGACAUUGAAAUCGUCGUGGACGGGUCUCCUCGAGAAGCUGCUGCUUCUAUCAAAUGCAAAAAUGUCUGGGUCUGGAAGGAUGCAAGGUUUGUCAUGCACAUUUUGCAUGACUCCUGAUGUCUGCGAUGAAUGCCCUAGCAUCACAGAUCUUGUGAGGGCUUUCUGAUGCCUAUACCGCAUGAGAAAUGCCCUCUCGCCGUGGCCAAAACCAGACCUCUUUUGCUGUUCAUGCAAUACAGAUUUUAGGAUAAUGCAGACGCAGCAUCACAAGUUACAUCCUUCCAGACCCAGACAUUUUUACAUUUGAUAGCUUCCGCACCGGCACGAAAGAGCGCUUCACGAGGGCCCGAACAGCAAGACCAGCGAAAAAUUUUCCGAAAAUCGUCCACCGAGACCUUCGUGAGGGGUUCCGAAUCAAAAGAAGCUGCUGUCAUUGCUGCUGCAGCAAACUCGGCGAAGAAGACAACUGUGCCAGUAACCGCCUCUACCCUGCCCGAUACAAACCUGCGAAAGUCCGUUCGCAGCAGCAGAACAGCUGCUGCUACCACGGCGCCGGUGAUGCCCACAAAGAUUUUAAAAUCCGAGGGGAGCAGCCAAAUUGCAGCCAGGGCUGCGGUAGCGGCAGCGAGAGGGCAAAAUGUUUCUGCGAAGGGGAAGGGGAAGAUGAUGGGACCGCCGAAGGGGAAGGGAAAGGCCGUGAGAGCCGCGCCGCCACCGGUCGAGGAUGAUACUGGGUUCUUUGGCGGAUUGUUUGGUUAAGUUUUUAGUCCGCAUUUUUCGAGCGAUUUGUUUUUUUUCUAAAUUUCGAAACAAGCGUGUGUACACGCAUCCACUUGUACGAAUCUCUGAAAUACAUGGUAGUUUCAUUCGUUCUGUAUUUUGCACUACCUUCUACGCAUACAUUAUCCGACGGUACAUUCUUGUCCGUCGUUUCUCACACCGUACGUUUUGCGCGCAGCGCUUCCCAGCCUGUCGCCACGCUUUUAUUUCAUUCAUAGCAUAACAUGGAAUCUCCUGAAAUUAGUUGAGUGUCACACAACUUUUAAUAUUCGAGAAGUUUUCAUCGACAGCUUAUCAACGUAGCCCAUUUUAUUUACGAGUAGUCGUGUAUGGUCCCUCAGACUUCAAAUCAAAUUUUUGCGUUUACAGUACAACAUACAAAGUAGUCAACUGAUCUCAUUGAACAAUGCCGCGAACGCGAUGGUGACGCAAGGACGAAAAUGGUUUGAGGAAAGGAUAACAAGCACAACGCGAGGACACUACUUUGUUCGUCUACUGAAUUAUCUUUUACUCCCGGAAAAU
This is a messenger RNA of Amoebophrya sp. A120, 8280 nucleotides long. Lineage: Eukaryota; Dinophyceae; Syndiniales; Amoebophryaceae. The record is from the annotation of a GenBank genome assembly.